Molecule: messenger RNA, 2447 nt
Organism: Opisthorchis viverrini
Lineage: Eukaryota; Metazoa; Platyhelminthes; Trematoda; Opisthorchiida; Opisthorchiidae
Exons: 9
Coding region: 1-2433 (810 amino acids)
Biological process (GO): nuclear-transcribed mRNA catabolic process, nonsense-mediated decay
Source: RefSeq, a predicted model, not a curated record
AUGAAUUCUAACUGUGACUUUGAAAACGGUACUAUGGAUCAAAAGAGUGCACCUGUCAAAAGCAUAUUGGAUUUCUUCAGCAACCCCUUAGAGCCUACCGAACUCAUUGAUGCUGAAAACGAUGUGGAUGAGCUUUAUGCGCUUUGCGAUGACCCGAUGCAAAUACCAGUUAAACUUAUUGACGACCAGUUCCGCUUUGCUGAUCUUAGCUCCAUACAGGAUCUCUUCGUGGAAAAUAGUGGGUUUCUAGUGGUCAGCGCGAUUGGAAUGCAGUCUACCGGGAAGUCUAGUUUGCUGAAUGUUUUGGCCAACCAGUUAACUCCUGAUACCGGUCUGAUUGAUGGCCCGUUUGUUGUACAGUCCAUGAAGAACUUGGUGACCAACAGUCCACAAACGGGUGGAAUUGAUUUAUAUAUUACACAAGAUCGGAUCAUUUUGCUGGAUGCACAGCCCCUCCUUUCAUUCGCUCUGACGAAUUAUCAUAGUCAAAGUUCAACAGCUCAACGUUCCGAUCGAGUCGAUAUCGCUCCCCUGGGUUUGGGUGAUUCUGCCAGUUCUACGUGCACCUUAUUUGGUCCGGGCAACUGGUCUCUGGACGUUUGGCCGGAAAUGGCAUCCCUUCAGAUCAUUACGUUCCUCCUCAACGUUUGUCAUGUGCUUCUGGUGGUCACUGAUAAUCUGAGCACAGCUCCAUCUCAGUUAUACCGUCUGAUUGAUCGUGCCGCCGCGCUGAAACCAACAGUCUACACACCGUCUGUUCUCCCACAUUCUGCAUUUGUCACCGUUCUGUCGCAAACAAACCGUCGGGGAAGCGGUCUACCCAAUGGCAUAGCAACCAAACACCAGAAUGCACGACAUCAAGUUCAAGCAUCUAAAUUGGUUAGUGCAGCUGGAUCGGAUGUUCUCCAGAGGGACGUGGAACUCAAUGGAGCAUAUCAACAACCGCAAAGUGAAGAUGAUGAUGAGGCAGAUGACACAGUUGGUGAACAACCCAGAAGUGCUGGAGUAGGCUCUGAUGGUUUGCUAGCAUCGGUGGGACCAACCGGUUUGUUGCACACUCGAAGUCAAGAUGCUGGACAGCCCCUUGAGUCGGAGUCUGGUGACGUGGUGGACGCACUCAACAGACUCAAAACCCUUACUGACUAUUCAGCAUCACUAAUUCACGUGUACAAUCAAGCACCUGCUGCCGCUUUCCUGGAUCCUGUUGUACGCCAGCGACUAAGAAUGUUCCGCCAACAAUUGCUUCCCAUGUUAUUUCCUGGUUAUCGACGUCUGGCUGCACUAAUCGGAGUUGGACCGCAAAUCCUUUCGGCUCAUCUCGCCUCCAGGUCCCGUACUCAGGUUCCAGUUGCGACACUUCAGACAACAGAGGAGAAUGUGCGCCAACCGCUCAUGUCUUCUGGUGGAUUGAAGGUUGGAGAGGGUCAUGUUAUUGGUACAGACGUAGGAGACAGCUGUGGUGCGAUAGAUGCCCGUAAUCCAUCGAUUUGUCUUUCGGCUUCUGAUCCUUCCAUUGGUGGGAUUGGAAUGCGUGAGGACGGUCACCCGGCCAGUUCACUCCAGCUAUCCUCUGCCCAUGAACUGCACAGUGGUCAAACACCGUUAGGAUCAGAAGUCGCUGCAGACGAGCGUCUUUCAGACAAAGUCGUCUUAGCGGAUUCUUCUCCACUCACUGAUGAGGUGGCUCCUCAGAUACCUGAGCUUCAGGAGCAACCUUCUGUAGAAGGCCAUUCACAUGCUCCUCGGGAACAAGAAUGUCGACUCCUCCAAUCUCAGUCCUCUAUCGCAACGGGUCAGGAUACACCUGCUCAGCCCACUUCCGGGGACCCACCUGUGCUAGCAAUCACGGAAUCCCAAAGUGGCCACCGACCUAUACCAUGUUGUCCAGUUAAUGCAGGUUCGUCAAGCAGUGCAACACAGCCUCCUUUGUCUGAUGCCAAAGAGGCUGAUGUAGCAGCUGAAUGUUAUCCAAUUCUACAGGCCGUUGAAGCUGAGUUAAGAGGCUUGCUUUGUCGUGUUCCGAGGUUGGCGAUCGAUCCAUCUUCUCAACUUACUACGGGCGGCAGUGAACUCUACGGUGCUUCAGCGGAUCAUCCUAGCCUGUGGGAUGGGGAGCGUCAAAAUGCGGAGAUGGCGAAUAUGACUCAUCAAGUCCAGUCAGUACGGCGACGCUUCUUUAACAUCCAACGUCGUUUGGAUCAUCCACGGAUGUUUCUCAUUCCUGUCGUUGACGAUGAGGGUAAUUCCCCUGUUGGUUGCCCAACUUAUUCUGCCUCAGUCAAAUCCUUGCAAGAAGCAAUUUUAUCCACGCCGAGGCAACAUAUGAUGCCGAAAUUGACGGAAAAGAAAUGGAUUUUGUAUGCACAGAAAAUGUGGGAAACCGUUUUGACCUCUCCUAUUUUAUCUGACUAUCAUUCUGUAUUAUCGACCUAAUAUAAAACAUUUUC